Colletes gigas is the source of this 1755-nucleotide messenger RNA. Its product is annotated as F-box only protein 39-like. Gene Ontology annotation, biological process: SCF-dependent proteasomal ubiquitin-dependent protein catabolic process; positive regulation of protein ubiquitination. The transcript is spliced from 7 exons. Gene Ontology annotation, molecular function: protein binding. Lineage: Eukaryota; Metazoa; Arthropoda; Insecta; Hymenoptera; Colletidae. Bases 461 to 1753 code for a protein of 430 amino acids. Gene Ontology annotation, cellular component: SCF ubiquitin ligase complex. The record is from RefSeq and is a predicted model, not a curated record.
UGGAUGGUUCACGCGUACAAUAUUUUUAAAUCUCUUUUACAACUCAGAUUGUGGUUUCAAGGGCACGAGUUCUAGUUUAUGCGUCUCGAAACAGUGACUCUGAAGCGUGUCUGUUAGACAGCGGAAUUCUCGAGGAAUGCAAACAUUCGAGCUUUAGUUUAUAAGAGUUUAAUCUGUCAUUCAUUAAAAUUCAAAACGGACUUUUCAAACGAUCCUCGUACGUAGCCUUCUGCAGUGGAUUGCACGUGUCAUCCCGUUGUGCCCUCCAAUAGAAUUAAAAUCGAAAGUUCGAUCGAGCGCCAAUUCAUGCCUUUGAUUCCUCGUGAAUUCGCGCAGCUGCUCGUGAGCUUUCAAUGACGAUCGACUCGAUAUCGAGACGACUGACAAGAGAACCUGAACGGGGUUGCGACAGCUGUCUCAGCCAGGUAGAGAUGAAGACGGGCCAAGCUGAAACUGGGAGAUGUGGGAUCAGCUACCGGAGCUGAUAUUGACGCAGAUAUUCGGUCACCUCGGUCGUGGGGAUCGUGCCAGCGUUGCACAAGUUUGCCAGUCAUGGAAUCGUGCACUAUCGUCGCCGAUUCUUUGGCGUUCCGUAACAAUUCUCAUUGAUUGCGAUCUACGGGGUGACUUUCCAUUGGCGGGAGACUUAGCUGCAAAGUAUGGACAGCAUAUGCGUAGCCUGGAACUCGCCUGGUCACGGCCGUAUAUUUUGCCAAGGGAAGCACGUAUUACUCGUAACAUUCAGGCCGAAGCUGGUGCCGAUUUCCUUACGGUCGUGCGAGCCAUGAACGUUCAAUUGAGGAAGCUAAUACUCACCGACUGGAUCUUCAGCUGCAAAUGGGGGAACAGAGACAAAUUGCUGUAUGCUCUUGCGAACUUCUUAGGCUGUCAGCACAACUUGGAAACGUUGAGUUUGUUGAACGCGAAUCUCGGCGUGAGCGACGUGUUGCGGCUUCUAGCUAGCACUUCCAAAGGUUGCAGCGAACAUUUGGCAUACUUGGACCUCCGCGGAGCGUUCCGUGAAUGGCAGACUCCACACAGUAACUCGAGGUAUCUGCGUCUGCUCGGUCGGUUUCGAGCGUUGACCAUCCUCAGACUCGAUUACCCGGCCCUGUCGGACCAGACCCUGAACGCUUUGGCGAACGCGGCCCCGAAGCUGCUGAAAACUUUGCACGUAUCCGUACGGGACUCUGAUUCGAGACAACACACGAUCGCGGACAGCGCUUGGCACAAUCUGGUCACGGUUUGCCCCGAUCUCACCGUCUCCUACACCAUAGUUAACAUCUCCCAUUACGAAGAUAUGUGCUACUUGCUGUUGCCCAGCGUGCCGUUGGCUAGGUUUCAAAUGUUCAGCGGCCAUGUGUGGGACCAGAGCAGAUCUCGUAACUUUAGAAGCACCGUCGGGCUGCUUAUCGACCAUUACACCAACACGCUAGCGGAAGUGAUGCUACAACUGAGAAACAAUCGUGAACAGCUCGACGAUUUACUCAUCGCCAUGCUCGUGCGUUGCAAACACUUAACAAGAUUACAGUACGAUGGCAUAAUAAGGAGUCUCGACACGUUAAGGGACAUCUGUCAGCUACAAGCCGAGAGCAAAACUUGUUUUCGUACGAUCCACGUGAAGCCACGGAACGUAAACGCCCGCAAUCGUGCCGUGUUGAACGACAUUAAUUACCACUACGAUCACAAAAUGAUGGAUCAAGGUGUGGAUUUUCGUAUCGAGGAUCCAGCCUCGGUUCUAGUGUUCUACUGAAG